AUGAGCUCCUGGACAAUUACCCGUAGGGAUGAAACACAAGAAUUGGACUAUGGAUCGAUGCAUCUAAACGAAACUCCUUCCCUAUAUCGUUUGCCGUCUGGGACAUCCAGCUGUUCUGCUCAGUCUAUAGCAACUCGAUGGCUUGAAAGGAGUUUCGAGUUGAACAAUUUAUCUUUGAUAGACUAUCAGCGACGUGUUCAAGAACUCCGACGUUCAGUCCGUCAAGGUAUUGAUUCAGCAGCAACAUGUACAGACGGUAUUAUUCACGCUCUAAAGCAAUUAAUUCACAGUGGUUGGCUUAACACUCGGUGGAAUUUGAUCAGUGUUGAUUGUGAUCAUUUCGCUUCAGAACCAUGGGAGAAAAAUUUCGCUUGCUGUUAUCGUAAUGCACAAUGCAUACUAUCUGCGUUAUUUCGAAUUCCUGAAUUUAGGAAACGUCUUUUUGGAUCCCUUUCAGCUAUGCCAUCCAUAUGGAAAUUACAGGCCCUUUUAGAAUCUGCUUGGUCACUUGGCUUCGAUCCACUUGGCGCAUCUCAGAUAUCUUCAACACUAAACUCGAAUAGAAUUUCAUCUAGUUCUCAUCCUACAGAUUCUGAGGUCGGCAGCAUUUCUUCAGAUGAUCGUAAUCUUGUUGGAUUGGUGGAUAGUACUGCAUGUUUAGGCGCUACCGAUAUGGUUUCUCUCUUUGGAUCAAUAGGUGUACGGUCAUCAAUUAUAGAAUGUCGUUCGUCUUCAGGACCUGGUGGAACUCAUCCAUAUCUAUUAACGCAUAUCUACUCCUAUGUAAGCUCAGGUAACAGUAGAGCAAUAUCAAAUGAGCCUGCAACAUUACCAAUGCUUUUACAACAUGAAGGUCAUAGUCGCAUAGUAAUUGGUGUUGAAGUGGAUGACAAUGAAAAACCCUUAGCUCUCAUUGUUCUCGAUCCCGAUGUACCGCCUGAUGCUAUGCGUCAAAUUAUUAAAGCAGCAGAUUAUUCUGUAUCUAGUCCCAAUACAGAUUUAUCUCGUCUCUCCUUUGGACCGUAUCAUUGGAUGGAUGUUUUAGGUAGUAUGCGUGUGGAUAUAACACAGUUAGUUCAACCUCAAUACCAGCUACUUCAAAUUAGUGGAUUAAUAGAAACUGAAUCAGAUUUACAGGAGUCAUCUAUCCAGCAGUCAUCGUUUGCUGUUCGGUGGAAGAUAAAAAACUAUCAGAAGUAUUAUCGUGAUUUAUUGUCAUAACAUUUAUUCUUAGACCUUGUGUAUAAUAACCUUAUUGUUGGUUACAUAUUGGCGUAAGAAUAAAGGAUUCUAGAGUCGCCAAUCUGUGUUCUGGUUUUUUGCACUGGUUAAUAGGAAGUGUUUCUGAAAGUCUUCCAGGGACAGGGUGAGGUCCACCGUAGUAAGAGCUGGACAUGGACAGUUUAUG
This is a messenger RNA of Trichobilharzia regenti, 1408 nucleotides long. The record is from the annotation of a GenBank genome assembly. NCBI's taxonomy places the organism in Eukaryota, Metazoa, Platyhelminthes, Trematoda, Strigeidida, Schistosomatidae.